AUGCGGCCCAUUGAAGAUCUCGCCAUCAAACCAUUCUCAAAGAGGCGAGCAACUGGCGAACCGCAUGGAAUUGAUGAGUGGAUAGAGCUGUUACAGCCGCUGUUGGGCGAGGAGACGAGAGAACGGUAUGAAGACAUGCUCGCCGGGAAAGUGAUCCUGAUUGAUGUUCGGCUUUUCGGUGGUGGGGGAUCACAUAUUUUGAAGCAAACUGAUAUGGAGUUUCUUGAUUUUGGGAUGGAUAGGGAGAGUUUUGAGGAGGGCGUGGUCAGGGGACUGAAAGCAGGUAGUAGAGCCGAGCAAGCGGGUUUGAAAGAGGGGGAUAGGAUUGUAAAAAGUUCCUAUCUUUGGAGGUGCGUGGAUCACUUUGAGGAGAAGAUUACGGUAGCGGUUGAAAGGGAGGGAGUGGAGAUGGAGAUCAGGUAUUGGCCGAGGGGCUGUGAGAUGGCAAAGAGUUGGCAGAUGGUCAAGUGGAUGAUGAAUGAUCUCUGUACUGAAUUCGAGAGCGAUUUAGAUAAGGAAAACUCAAUCAACACCCCUGCAGCACAGAUUUGA
Messenger RNA from Hyaloscypha bicolor E, 552 nucleotides. RefSeq lists its product as uncharacterized. NCBI's taxonomy places the organism in Eukaryota, Fungi, Ascomycota, Leotiomycetes, Helotiales, Hyaloscyphaceae. Gene Ontology annotation, molecular function: protein binding. The transcript has a single exon. The coding region runs from base 1 to 552 and encodes 183 amino acids. The record is from RefSeq and is a predicted model, not a curated record.